UUCCCCAGUGAAAAAAAUAAAGUAUCACUAAUAAAGCUCUAAUCUUUGUUUCUGAAUUCGGUAUUUUUAUUUUUUACUAAUUUCUCUCAUUCUUAUUCCUCUAUAAACAUAGCUUUCUGGUUUCCCCUUGUCUUCUGCAAAUCUUUGUCACUUUUGUGAAGCAAAGCACACUUUUGAACUGGCCCCACUUCAACCAACUUCGAGAUAAUACACGCAAUUCUCAGAGUUGUUUCCCACGCCAUAAAGGAAGGCAUCACGAAAACCUUGAAUUCACUUACUAGUUCCAGUAAUGCUGUUCUUAUUCUUAACUCUAUAAAUGUUUUAUAAAAAGGUGUUAAGAUAUAUUUCUUAAAUCUUUCUGGGCUUGUGAAAGAUGGGAUUUUUGGUUAUGCAAAUGGGGUGUUGGGUGCUGGUGGUGUGCGUGAGCUUUGUGCAGGCUACUGUGAGCAUUGAAGGUAGUGUUUUUAUUGAUGGGAGUGUGCCCAUUGCAAAGACAGAUGAGGAUUUCAUUUGUGCAACAUUGGACUGGUGGCCACCUGAGAAGUGUGAUUAUGGGACUUGUAGCUGGGGACAUGCUUCUUUGCUCAACUUGGAUCUCAAGAACACAGUCUUCCUAAAUGCUGUUAAAGCAUUUUCACCAUUGAAGAUCAGAUUGGGUGGCACCUUGCAAGACAAAGUUGUCUACGAGACAGAAGAUGAUCCACAUCCAUGCGUUCCGUUUGCCAAGAAUUCCUCCAUUAUGUUCGGUUUCACGCAAGGCUGCCUGCCAUUGUCUAGAUGGGAUGAGCUAAAUUCCUUCUUCAAUGAAUCAGGGGCUCUUGUUGUUUUUGGACUGAAUGCUCUUCGCGGAAAGUCUAUACAAUCGGGUACUGCUGUAGGCCCGUGGGAUUCCACGAAUGCUGCAUCUCUCAUUCGUUAUACUGUGAAAAAGGGUUACAAGAUUUAUGGUUGGGAACUUGGGAAUGAACUGAGUGGAAGUGGGAUCGGGGUUGGAAUUGCUGCGGAUCAGUAUGCAUCCGACACAAUCGCCCUACAUGACUUAGUCAAGGAGGUGUACAAGGAGCUUGAUGUCAGACCACAGAUCAUCGCGCCUGGAGGGUUCUUCGAUGCUGGCUGGUUCCAGCAGUUUCUGGCUAAAACAGUUGGAUCAUUGGAUGUGAUCACACACCACAUCUAUAACCUUGGCCCUGGAAGUGACGAGCACGUUAUCGAUAGGAUUUUAAAUCCAUCUGUUCUGGAGAGUGGAGGCGACGUGUUCAGGAACCUCCAUAAUGUCAUCAGGACAUCGCCAAACUCAGCUGCCGCCUGGGUUGGUGAGGCCGGAGGGGCUUAUAACAGUGGCCGCGACGGUGUCACAAAUGCUUUUGUGUUUAGUUUCUGGUACUUGGAUCAACUUGGUCAAGCUUCGACCCACGAUACGAAAACAUACUGCAGACAGACGUUGAUUGGGGGUAACUAUGGCUUGCUCAACACCACCACAUUCAUACCAAAUCCAGACUACUAUAGCGCUCUUCUCUGGCACCGGUUGAUGGGGAAGAACGUCCUCUCAACCUCCUUCAACGGGAACAAGACAAUCCGAGCAUACGCACAUUGUGCAAAGCUUUCUAAAGGGGUCACACUGUUACUCAUAAAUAUCGAUGGAAGCACGACCUUGAGGGCGAAAGUCGACUUCAAUGGGACGUUGAAGCACAACCACCACAAGCAUAGGCAUCAUAGAUCAAGAGGGAAUCUGCUGCGUCACCGGAAACAGGUGUCUGAAGCUGCGAGAGAAGAGUACCAUCUGACUCCAAUGGAUGGCAACAUACGGAGCCGUACAGUUCUGCUGAACGGGAAGGCGCUGACUGUCGACUCGACGGGGAUUAUACCUUCCCUACAACCUGUUAGGGUGAAUUCAUCGGAGCUGAUAACAGUCGCUCCUUACUCCAUUGUGUUUGUUAGCAUGCCAAAUGUUUCUAUCCCAGCAUGCAUGUAGAUACAAUGGAAGUAGGAAUUAUUCAAUUCCCAUUGUUGAUUGAUUGAAUAAUUAAGGUGUUUAAUUCUUUAUCCAUUUGUUCAACUCAAACAGAGGAAAAUAUUCCUGCUUA
This is a messenger RNA of Salvia splendens (bonfire salvia), 2084 nucleotides long. Its product is annotated as heparanase-like protein 3. Gene Ontology annotation, cellular component: membrane; plant-type cell wall. Bases 374 to 1972 code for a protein of 532 amino acids. NCBI's taxonomy places the organism in Eukaryota, Viridiplantae, Streptophyta, Magnoliopsida, Lamiales, Lamiaceae. The transcript is spliced from 9 exons. The record is from RefSeq and is a predicted model, not a curated record. Gene Ontology annotation, molecular function: beta-glucuronidase activity.